This is a messenger RNA of Pseudomyrmex gracilis, 966 nucleotides long. RefSeq lists its product as uncharacterized. The transcript is spliced from 5 exons. The record is from RefSeq and is a predicted model, not a curated record. Bases 93 to 674 code for a protein of 193 amino acids. Lineage: Eukaryota; Metazoa; Arthropoda; Insecta; Hymenoptera; Formicidae.
CUGUAUUCAGCAGUAUAAAAUCAAGAGUCUUCUCGAUACUCUGGACAUGACAUAAUUCGGAAGACCUCAGAUGUGAGACCCCGUAAGCUGCUAUGUCUGUCACCAACAGGCGGAUAAGUCACGGACCACAGCGGUGCGCAGCGGUUCAGUCUGUAGUCGACGAGAAGACGCCGCGUCACGAAGAUCAACAGAUGCGAGCCAACAAUCGGCCGCCCGAGAACAGCAUGGGGAACAUUUACGUCUGCAGCUUGCUCGUCGUACUCGCUAUGCUUCUUAUUACGGCGCAAUGCGGGGAUAUAAUGCGCAAGAGUAUUGUCUUUGACAAGAACACUCCGGACGUAUUUUACUGUCCGCAACACAAACCGAUUGGUUUUGAGAAGAUGCUGGUGAAGGCACGCCCGCUCUCUAGACUAUGUCAGUUUGAGGGUCGGCCGAUUCCCGAAGAUUACAAAAGCGACUGUUACAACGACGUGGACGAGACCGAAUACGCGUGUAAAGAAAAGUACAGAAUUAUGAUGAGACUUCAUCCACCAGGAAGUGGCACGCCUUAUAACGGGACACGUCUGUACAAGUUCUUGGCCUUCGAUAAAGAUUUACCGUACAUUCAAGAGAAAAAUCAAGUUAGUAAAGGAGAGCGGCUUUGCGUCCAAGGACGCGAGGGAAGUCAUUGUUGAUGCAAUCAACAGAUAUAUACAUUGACAGAAUAGAUUUUCAAGUUAGACGACGACUAAUAGGCAACUAUUAAUAAAAUAAAAGUAAUAUUGCUACUGAUGAUGGUUCCUGUAUAAUCCAAUUAACGAAUUGCAUCUCGAAUCUUUUUGAUCGGGCCGGACCCGCUCCUGACUUCUUAAUUUAUCUUAUCACUUAUUUAUUCGUCAUAAUAUUCUCGUGAAAUAUUUGAGAAUUAAUGAGAUUUUUACUUAAUUUAAUAUAAAUGAAUAAUUUUAUAUAAAAGCUUAUUUUCCU